Molecule: messenger RNA, 2154 nt
Organism: Peromyscus maniculatus bairdii (prairie deer mouse)
Lineage: Eukaryota; Metazoa; Chordata; Mammalia; Rodentia; Cricetidae
Source: RefSeq, a predicted model, not a curated record
GACCCCUCACCAGCUUAGAGCUAUGUGCAUGGGUCAAUGUGAACGUGUGAGGCCAGCCAGCCUCCAUGGCAGCUCAAGGACAAAUCCUGGGAAUUGUCCAGGCCUACCCAAAAACUUUAACUGUAACCCGCAACCAGUAAAUUCAAAGGUUCCAUACCCUCACCCAAUCAUGAUGCAAAAGCUUGUACCACUCUGCUUGUGGUUUUUCCCUUUAAAAACCCCUCACCCUGAGAGCUGAGGGCCGUCCUCCUCCACCUGCUGUGUUGAGUAUUGGACAUGGACCAAACCCGGGCUUGCUUGUUAUCAAUAAACCCCUUUGUGCUUUGCAUCGAAUAUCGGCUCUGUGGUGGUCUUGCUUGGGGUUCUCACGACAUGGCCACAACAAUGGCAGCCUUCCUCAAGGGUAAGGAGCAUCCCAGGGCUUGCUUCUGCUCUAUGCUAUUCCUCUGGGGAUCCCAAAGUGAAUGGACAGGGCUCUCUCCUCUGUCCUAUUCCAGCUCUUGGCCUCUGGUUUAUGAUUAUCCAGGAGCCAGCCAGCUGGGCACCAGUCCAGCUCUGUUUUUAGAUAUGAGACAGGCCCUGGCAGGUUCCGGAUGCCAGCCUAGAAGCUCAGCUGUGGUAGCAUGUAAGAGGGGCAGAUAGACAAGGGGACUAUUUGCGGAAACUUGAUAUUGGGAACACGGGAUUCUGACAUUUACAAAUCCUGACGAGGAAACACAGCUGGGGGAUUGGAAAGCCUGUACCUGGGGCUAUAAGGAAGCAACUCAAGCAGAUUGGAAUGUCUCUCCUGGAUGCUGAGAUUUGAGACCCAGAAGUCUUCCCCAUGGCUUCUUACCACAUCCGCACGUACCAGGAGAGGGACCGAAAAAGGGUCCUGGAAUUGUUCUCCAGGGGCAUGGAGGAGCAUGCCCCUGCCACCUUCCGCCACCUGCUAAAACUGCCCCGAACCCUCCUGCUCUUAAUUGGGGUGCCUCUUGCCACAUUCCUGGUGUCUGGCUCCUGGCUCCUGGCUGUUGUAUGCAUUGUCUUUCUGCUUCUAUUCUUGCGGUUCCUUGCAGGCCAACCCUGGAAGAAUUAUGUGUCCAUGUGUUUGCACACAGACAUGGUUGAUAUCACCAAGUCCUACUUGAAUGUUUCUGGGGCGGGUUUCUGGGUAGCUGAGUCUGGGGGACAGGUAGUGGGGUCAGUGGCUGCUCAGCCGGUCAAGGAUCCCCCGUCAGGGAGGAAGCAGCUGCAGCUCUUUCGCCUGUCUGUGUCCUCACAGCAUCGAGGACAGGGGAUAGCGAGAGCCCUGGUCAGAACUGUCCUCCAGUUUGCACGGGACCAGGGCUACAAUGACGUUGUCCUUGCGACUGGCCUUUUGCAGCAAGGUGCUGUGAGCCUCUACUACAGCAUGGGCUUCCAGAAGACAGGUGAAUCCUUCAUGGACCUCCUCACAUGGCUUGUGGAUGUCUCUCUAAUUCACUUCACAUACCCACUCCCUUCUGCUCAGGAACAUGAGCUGUGAUCUUCCUCUGUGUGUCUGUCAGCCUCCAGCUCACUGUGAUGUGGAAAAAGUAACCCUGAUGAUAUUGUAGCAGACAAAUCAUAAAAUUGCCUUUGUCAUUUUCGUUGUAUUCCUUUCUGCCUGAUGGGAGGUGAAGAACUAGGGCAAUGACGUCCUCUGUUUCUUUUGAAGUCAUUUCCUAAAGUAGGGGAGCAGGGGCCAGUGUCGCAGUGGAGUAGUCUACACAGCCUGAUUGGCAUGUGUGGUCCCCACUGGCCCAGGCUCGCCUCAGUCUAUGGACCGGCGUGAGUCUCCGCAGGUCGUGUGUGGAGUGUGUUUGUGGAUUCUGAAAGAAGAAGUGGGGCUGGAGAGUAAUUUCACUCCCACCACUUCUUGCCACUGAGGCUGGGCCCAUCGUGCAUCCAAGGACUGGGGCCCCAAGAAACGUAGGUGCUGACAGAAUGAUAAACGGCGUUGCAGAUGGCGCGCGUGCAGUCCUGGCUGUGCAGGCCUUCAAUCUAACCAGGAAGCUGUUACGUGUAACAAGCAUGCCGCUCUCCGGAACAGUUCUCCCUUAAGGCACUGUUAAUGCCUACUACUUCAACUUCGCUCCACUCUGUUUCCCAUGUCCUACAAUAAAAAUAUUCAGUAUCUGCAGUAGAAUGUUA